Messenger RNA from Hibiscus syriacus, 2265 nucleotides. RefSeq names its product disease resistance protein SUMM2-like. The transcript is spliced from 2 exons. The record is from RefSeq and is a predicted model, not a curated record. Gene Ontology annotation, molecular function: protein binding; ADP binding. Lineage: Eukaryota; Viridiplantae; Streptophyta; Magnoliopsida; Malvales; Malvaceae. Bases 1 to 2265 code for a protein of 754 amino acids.
AUGGGCAACUGCUUCUCAUUACAAUUUAAUUUCGAGAAUAUCCUCAUCCGAGGCUGGGAUUCCACUGUUGGACAGGCUAAUCAUGUGUGCAAGCUUAAACAAACUCUUCCUAAUUUAUCUGCUGCUCUUGAUGAACUGAAGGCACGAAGGGAUGACGUGCAAUGGAAGGUUGAUCUUGAUGAACAACGACAACUGAAGCGACUCCAUGAAGUUCAACUAUGGCUUUCAAAAGCAGAAACUAUGAUAACAGAGGCAGAAAAUUUGAUUGCAGAUGGCCCUCAACAAAUGAAUAACUUGUGUCUCAGCGGCUGCGUUUCCAAGAAUUGCCUGCCUGCUUACAAGUUUGGGAAAAAGGUGGCCAAAACGCUUCAACAGAUAAAGGAUCACACUCGUAAUGGGGUUUUUGAGAAGGUAGCAGAGACUCAACCCGCAGCUUCGGUUGUAGUAAGACCUGAUGAGCGACCAAUUGCUCUUGAAUCCACAAUCGACAAGGUAUGGAGCUGCAUUGUGGACAAAGAUGUGGGGAUCAUUGGCCUUUAUGGCGUAGGAGGCGUCGGAAAGACAACUCUCUUGACCCAAAUCAACAACAAGUUCAGCACCACACCAGAGGAUUACAAUGUUGAGAAGAUCCAAAAUAGUAUUGGUGGGAAAAUUGGUUUUUUCGGUGAAUCCUGGAAAAAUAGAAGCCUUGAGCAGAAAACUGAGGAUAUUUAUGGGGUUCUGCGCACCAGAAAGUUCAUUGUAUUAUUGGAUGAUUUAUGGGAGAGAGUUGAUUUGAAUAAAGUUGGGAUUCCAAAACCAAAUCAAGAAAAUGGUUCCAAACUUGUUUUCACCACUCGGUCGUCUGAGGUUUGUGGCGAAAUGGAAGCUCGGCAUAAAAUUAAGGUGGGCUGUCUGAAAUUCGAGGAGGCUUGGAAAUUGUUCCAAGACAAGGUUGGAGAUGAAACCCUCACUAGCCAUCCAAAUAUUCUGAAACUAGCUGAACAAGUAGCCAAAGAGUGUUGUGGGCUGCCUCUUGCACUGAUUACAAUAGGACGUGCCAUGGCUUGCAAGACGACACCUGGGGAAUGGAAUUAUGCAAUCAAGAAGUUGAAGCAAUCCAGAUUACCCAAAAUGGAAAAUGAGGUAUAUCCGCUUUUAAAAUUCUGUUAUGAUUAUCUGGAUCCCACAAUGAAAUGUUGCCUCCUAUAUUGUUGUCUGUAUCCUGAAGAUUAUCCUAUUCCCACAAAGACAUUAGUGGAGUAUUGGUUUUGUGAAGGGCUGUUUGAAUCUGAUAAAAUUAGUGAAGCCCAAAUGGAAGGAGAUCACAUUAUCAACUCUCUUCUUAGGGCCUCUUUAUUGGAAAGAGAUGGUGAAGAAUGUGUGAAGAUGCAUGAUGUGAUCCGUGACAUGUGUUUGUGGAUAGCAUGCGAGCUUGAAGCAGAAGAAAAUAUUUUUUUUGUAAAAGCAGGGGCUCAAUUACUAGAGGAGCCAGAUGGUAAGGCAUGGGAAGGUGCAAAAAGGGUGUCAGUGAUGCAAAAUCAAAUUGAAGUUCUGAGAGAAACACUUAAAUGCCCUAACCUUGGAACAUUGUUUCUUAGCGAAAAUAGGUUGCAGGUGAUUAACGAUGGCUUCUUUCAGUUUAUGCGUCAUCUAACUGUUUUGGAUUUGUCGUGGAACGGUGAAUUAGAAGCACUACCAAAAGAAAUUUCACAAUUGACUUCUCUAGAAUGUCUUAAUCUAUCUUAUAGUGGUAUAACAGAGUUGCCAAUGGAGUUGAAAUCUUUGACAAAACUGAAAAUGUUUGACAUGAGUGAAAUGUUGAGACUCAGAAGAAUCCCACAGAAUUUGAUAUCUAGUUUUUCUAAGUUGCAAAUAUUCAGGUUGGGGACUCAGGCAACAAGAGAUUAUCCAGAGGAAGGCAAUGUUGUCGAUGGGGAUGAUAAUGAAACGCUUAUAGAGGAACUGAAAAGUCUGCAACAUCUGAAUAUACUAAGGAUACCUCCAAUAAAAACCAUGCCUGCUCUACAAAGUUUUCUAAGCCUACACUUGCUUCGAUGCUGCACCGAAGCACUAGAGUUGAGCGGUUUUAGGGAGACUAAUGUGUUUGAUGUUUUAUGUUUAGAAAACAUGGAGCGUCUGGAGAGAUUAUGCAUCUUUGAUUGUGAAAAUAUGGAGGAGAUGAAAAUGGGAAUGGGAAGACAGCAUAGCGGGGUUUCUGUUAUUACUGAUUAUACUUCACGCUUCCACACAUUGAGGGUAGUUGAAAUUUCAGGUUAUAAAUAA